Messenger RNA from Ipomoea nil (Japanese morning glory), 3711 nucleotides. RefSeq lists its product as uncharacterized. The transcript is spliced from 3 exons. NCBI's taxonomy places the organism in Eukaryota, Viridiplantae, Streptophyta, Magnoliopsida, Solanales, Convolvulaceae. The record is from RefSeq and is a predicted model, not a curated record. Gene Ontology annotation, molecular function: catalytic activity. The coding region runs from base 1 to 3711 and encodes 1236 amino acids.
AUGGUGGAUGGGGAUCAGACGGAGAGGUUGCGGGUUAAACUGGGCUUUGAGGGGUGUUUUAAGGUGGAUAGUGUUGUUAGGAAGGGGGGUUUGUGUUUUCUAUGGAGAAAGAACAAUUAUGCGAGAUUGAUUACUUAUUCCUCUAAUCAUAUUGAUCUGGAGAUUUCUCUACCGGGGAAGCUACACUGGCGACUCACCUGUUACUAUGGUUAUGCACAGAGAAGUAGGAGGAGGGCUUCUUGGGAUUUUUUGAGAUCGUUAAGGGGGGCUGCUGCGCUACCUUGGGUCGUGUUGGGUGAUUUUAAUGAUUUAUUGGCCCAGUCUGAGAAGAGGGGAAGAUUACCGCAUCCGAAUGGUUUGAUUGAAGGUUUCAGUGAAGCCUUAGAGGAUUGUGGAUUGUUGUCUCUUCCUAUGAUUGGUUACCCGUAUAUAUGGGAAAGGGGCAAGGGCACGGUGGACUGGGUGGAGGAGCGGCUUGAUAGGGCCGUCACCGGGUCACGUGGUUUUCGAUUUGAGAAUGCGUGGCUUCUGGAUGAGGGAUGUAGGGGUGUUGUGGAACAGGAAUGGGCCAACACGCACGGGGUGGAGUUACAAUCCCGCCUCGCUAGGUGUGGUAAGGGUCUGAAGGCAUGGGGAGGAGACCGACACCACAAGUUUGGGAAGCGGAUUGCUGAGUUAAGAAAGGAGCUAGAUAAGUUGCGAGGUAGGCGCGAUCCUACAGCGCUGGCACGUUUUAGACAUCUUGACACGAGUCUAAGUCUGGCUCUUUCUCAGGAGGAGGUUUUUUGGAAGCAGCGUGCUAAACAGCACUGGUUACAAGGGGCUGACCGUAAUACUAAAUUCUUUUACAAAUAUGCAUCCCACCGGAAGAAGAAGAAUUAUAUUGAGAAGUUAAAGGAUGAUGAUGGGGUAUGGAAGGAGGGUCGGGCUCUGGAUUCACUGGUAACGGCUUACUACAGACAGAUUUUCACGACUGGAGGCUCACCCGGGCCUUUCAGGGUGGACUCUAUGCGGCCACGUGUGACUGAGGCACAGAACGCCCACUUGUUGCGGCCGUUUGAGCCGGAGGAAGUCCGGGACGCGCUUUUCUCUAUGGGCAAAGACAAAUCCCCGGGCCCGGAUGGCAUGAAUCCUGGCUUUUAUCAAGCCUUCUGGGACGUAAUUGGUAAGGAUGUCACAUCCUUUGUGCUUACUUGUCUUUCUCAGUCUUAUUUUCCUAAUUGUUUGAAUGAUGCAAAUAUUGUGUUGAUCCCCAAAAAAUGCAUCCCUGAGUCUGUGUCUGAUUUACGCCCGAUAGCUCUGUGCAAUGUACUUUACAAAGUUAUGGCUAAGAUGUUAGCCAACAGAAUGAAGCCAUUAUUGGAAGGAAUUAUUUCCGAAUCGCAAAGUGCCUUUCUCCCCGGAAGGUUGAUCUCGGAUAAUGUAUUGAUUGCCUCUGAGGUGGGUCACUACUUGAGGAGGAAGCAAUUAGGCCAGGUGGGGUGGUCAGCUCUCAAACUUGAUAUGGCCAAGGCAUAUGACAGGAUGGAGUGGUCGUUCGUGAAUGACAUGUUGGUGGGACUGGGGUUUGAUGUUAAAUGGAUACAGUUGUUAAUGAUGUGUAUCCAGACAGUUCGGUAUAGAGUCCUGGUAAAUGGGAGGCCAUCUGAGGAAAUCGUGCCUACUAGGGGUCUCCGCCAAGGGGAUCCCUUGUCCCCUUAUUUGUUUAUCAUUUGUGCUGAGGGGCUAUCUUUGGUAUUACAGGACUCACAGGCGAAGGGUCGAAUUCAUGGUUGUAGAGUGGCCCGGGGGGCGCCGCCGAUAUCACAUUUGUUUUUUGCAGAUGACAGCUUACUCUUCUUUAAAGCCAAUUUACAGGAAACUCUGGAGGUGAAGAGAUGUUUGAGUGUGUAUGAGGCGUAUUCAGGCCAGGCGGUGAAUUAUCACAAGUCCAGCGUGUCCUUCAGUCGGAAUACCCAUGGAGAUACCCGUGAUAUUGUCUCGGGGACUUUAAUGGUAGCACAGGCCGAGGAUUUUGGCAAGUACCUGGGUUUACCUUCAGUUGUUGGCAGGAAUAGAAGGGUGAUUUUUUCUUACAUUGAGCAGAAAUUGAAGCAAAGGUUCGGUUCUUGGAAUAAGAGGCUACUGUCUAGAGCUGGCAAGGAGGUUCUGUUGAAAAGUGUGGCGCAGGCUAUGCCAACAUACACCAUGAGUAUCUAUCUGCUACCAACGACUUUGUGUGCCUCUUUGGAGAGACUGAUGAAUAGGUACUGGUGGGGGCAGAACGGCAGCGACUCAAGCAUUCAUUGGUUAGCCUGGGACAGGAUGUGCAAACCCAAGAAGUUUGGAGGAAUGGGUUUUAAACGUCUCCACGAAUUUAAUCUUGCGUUGUUGGCUAAGCAAGGAUGGCGCCUGUUAACAAAUCAAAACUCCCUGAUGGCUCGUGUUUUCAAAGCAAGGUAUUUCCCAACUACUUCGUUCUAUGAGGCUGUAGUGGGGGGCAAUCCAAGUUAUGUAUGGAGGAGUAUAAUGGCCAGUCAGAAUCUGUUGAAAUCAGGCUGUAGGCGCCGGAUUGGUAAUGGCAGGGCUACUCGGGUGUGGUCGGUUCCAUGGGUUCCGGAUCCACACAAUCCCUUUGUAGAGACGGACCAGGGAGCUGACGGCCAGGAUUUGGUAGUUUCAGAUUUCUUAGACUCAAACACGGGGCAUUGGAAUCACAAUUAUGUUCAUCACUUAUUUAAUGCUCGGGAUGCAGGUUUAAUUCUCCAGCUGCCUGUGAGUCCGGAUCACGAUGACAUGUGGUUUUGGCACGGAGAUAUAAGGGGUAAUUAUUCGGUUAAGGAUGGUUAUAAGCGCCUGUGCACUCUGAAUACGCAGCCGUCAACUGUGUGGAAUAAUGUAUGGAAGCUGCAGGUUCCCCCCAAGUGGAAAGUUUUCCUGUGGAGAGCUCUCUUGAAUAUUUUACCAACACUUGAUAAGCUAUUAAUUAAGAGAGUGAUCAAUAUUAAUACUUGCCCAUCUUGUGGCUUACACGAGGAAUGUGUGAUGCAUCUGUUUUGUACAUGUCCUUAUGCUUUGAAACUAUGGCAACUCUCUCAAUUGCAAAUCCCUCCUAUUGCCAACAGGAAUUUUGUGCAGUGGGCGGAAGAAUGGCUCGGUGGUUCGUCGGGGUACUCGAGCGAAGUACGAGGUCAAAUAUGCGGACUGCUUCACACUAUUUGGGCUGCUAGAAACGCAGCCGUGUGGGAUGUGGCGCUGCCGUCUCCUAGUGUUGCAUAUCGGCGGCAUGAGGCGAACUGGGCAGCUUGGACGGAGUGUGAAGGCAGGCGGAUGGCAGCAAACGGCAGGCGGGCUGAGACGGCUCCAGUGCAGCCUCCUGAGAGCAUUUCCACCUCCUUUGCCUGUUUCAUUGAUGCUGGCUUCCAUGGACCGCAACGAGCUCCUGCGUUUGGAUUUGUGGUAUUCGGGAAUGAUCUCUCUUUUGUGGCAGCGGCUAACGGGCCAAUGGAGUGCCCUUAUGAUCCCCUUCUGGCAGAAACUAUGGCCAUGUGUGAAGCCCUCUCUUGGCUGAAGGAUCAUGGUUACUCAGGUACUGUAGUAUGCUAUGUGAAUAGGGAAGCCAACCUAGUGGCACAUUCCUUAUCUAAACAUGUAGAUGCUAUAGUCGAACGUUCUGUUUGGAGGGAUGUCCCUCCUACUUUCAUUGAGCCCUUGUUGGCGAAUACAACCUGA